Molecule: messenger RNA, 1631 nt
Organism: Thalassophryne amazonica
Lineage: Eukaryota; Metazoa; Chordata; Actinopteri; Batrachoidiformes; Batrachoididae
Product: gastrula zinc finger protein XlCGF57.1-like
Exons: 4
Coding region: 54-1469 (471 amino acids)
Biological process (GO): regulation of DNA-templated transcription
Molecular function (GO): RNA polymerase II cis-regulatory region sequence-specific DNA binding; DNA-binding transcription factor activity, RNA polymerase II-specific
Source: RefSeq, a predicted model, not a curated record
AUGCUGAUGAACGGUGUAAAGCGCCUCUGUUUAACAAAAGUCUUUCUACAAACAUGUCUGAAGUCCAGCAGGUGAGGGACAUGUUGAAACUACAGCUAAUAUCUGAUGAAGGAACAAUCACUAACCAGGCAGAAGAAACAUGUCAUUUAAAAGAAGAGAACAAAAGAGAUAUGCAACAGUUGUUGGUGAGUAGAGAAGAAAUUCUCCCCGAACACCAGGAAUGGAAUCUGAGUGUUGAUCAGGAGGAAAUCAAAGAAGAACAGAAGCUGUGGAUAAGUCAGAAGGAAGAGCAGCUUCACCAGGUGGAGGAGGCAGAUCUCACCACAUUUGGUUUCACUGCUGUCACUGUAAAGAGUGAAAAUGAUGAUGAUGAUGAUGAUGAUGAUGGAAAAUUAGAGUCAUCACAGUUUCAUCGAAGCCAAAGUGAUGAGAGCAUAGAGACUGAGCCUGUAGCCAGCAGCUCAUCUGUACACAGAACACUGACAAUAAAAGCUGAAGGACAAUUUAGCUGUCCUGCUGAGGGUAAAAGACUGAAACCAACAUGCCCUCUGAACACACAGGUGAUAAUUCAUACAGGACAAAAACCAUUUGGCUGUUCUGAUUGUGGUAAAAGAUUUGGACUAAAGUGCAAUCUGAACAGACACAUGGCAAUUCAUACAGGAAAACCAUUUGGUUGUCCUGAGUGUGGUCAAAGAUUUGGACGAAACAGCGAUCGGAACAGUCACAUGCUCAUUCAUACAGGACAAAAACCAUUUGCCUGUUCUGAGUGUGGUAAAAGGUUUGGCUACAAGAGCAGUCUGAACACACACAUGAUAAUUCAUUCAGGACAAAAACCACUUAGCUGUUCUGAAUGCGGUCAAAGAUUUAGACGAAAGAGCCACCUGAAUACACACAUGAUAAUUCAUACAGGAGAAAAACCAUUUGGCUGUUCUGAGUGCGGUCAAAGUUUUGGACAAAAGAGCACCCUAAACACACACAUGAUAAUUCAUACAGGACAAAAACCAUUUGGCUGUUCUGAAUGUGGUGAACGAUUUAGACGAAAGUGCAGUCUGAACACACACAUGAUAAUUCAUACUAGACAAAAACCAUUUGGCUGUUCUGACUGUGGGAAAAGAUUUGGGCUAAACAGUAAUCUAGCAAAACACAUGUUGAUUCAUACAAGACAAAAACCAUUUGGCUGUUCUGAGUGUGGUCAAAGAUUUGGACGAAAAAGCAGUCUGAACACACACAUGAUAAUUCAUACAAGACAAAAACCAUUUGGCUGUUUUGAGUGUGGCAAAAGAUUUGGACUAAAGAGCAAUCUGACGAAACACAUGAUAACUCAUACAAAAGAAAAACCAUUUUGCUGUUCUGAAUGUGGUAAAAGGUUUGGCUACAAGAGCAGUCUGAACACACACUUGAUAAUUCAUACAGGACCUAAAAAGGCAGCUGUCAGCAUGGAAAAUGAUUUGGACAAAAAAGCAGUCUGAUAUGUUUGGAGGUUCAUAGUGGUUCACCUGCCAUGAAGGCAUUACGGUAGUCAAGGUGUAAAAUGGCUUGUCUGUAUCAGGACUCCUGCUGCGUGCUGAAAUACUUCAUAUUUCACUUUGAAAUUUAAAAUUUUGUGGGAAAUUGGACUUUUUGGGGGGGAG